UCCCCAAAUGAGAAAGAAUACACGUAAUCAGCAGUGAAUUGCAGUGACCUUUCAGAUAAAGCACCUGUUCGACUUUGUCCUCUCUCAGAGACUCAGAGCCUUGGGGCACUGAGGUCUGCUAGUUCCACCUGUUCAUCUGGAACCUGGAUCUAAGGAGGGAAGAGGCCUUAUCCCUGCUGGCAUAGUCAGGUCCCAGCCCAGCCAGGUAUUGAAGGAGUUGGGCUUUUAAUGAUGGUUCCUGCUGACCUGGAAACAUCUUAAGUGGAAGAUGGAUGUCAGCGGCUGCAGCAGAACCCGGUGAAGACACCCCCGGGUGGCACAAGGCUCUGCGAGCUGUAACUCCGACAAACGCACAACCUCUUGAGGCUUUCUUCUUCUAAGGAGUGUGACACAGUUAAAAAGGAAAAAAGAGCCACAAGCAAAACAGUCGCCAGUGAAAUAGGAGAGGGAGCUCUUUAAACAAGGCUAGCUGCAGCUGGCCUCCGCCGCUCAUCUGCAGGGCGUGAGCGCUUGGUCCAUGGAGUGAAGCUCCUCCAACCUGGGUCAACGAAAAGGAAGAAGAAAUGGCCCAAGAAGUAGAUCUGAAUACUCUCAAGGAGUUAGAACGCGAGGCCAUUCUCCAGGUCCUGUACCGAGACCAGGAGGUUCAAAACGCAGAGGAGGAGAGGAUACGGAAACUGAAAACGCACCUGCAGCAUCUCCGGUGGAAAGGAGCGAAGAGCACGGACCAGGAGUACAAAGAGAAGUGCUGUGCGCGCUGCCAGAGGGUGCUGGGGCUCCUGCUGCACCGGGGCGCCGUGUGCCGGGGCUGCAGCCACCGCGUGUGCGCCCAUUGCCGAGUGUUCCUGAGGGGGACCCAUGCCUGGAAGUGCACGGUGUGCUUCGAGGACAGGAAUGUCAAAAUAAAAACUGGAGAAUGGUUCUAUGAGGAACGAGCCAAGAAAUUUCCAACUGGAGGCAAACAUGAGACAGUUGGAGGGCAGCUCUUGCAAUCUUAUCAGAAGCUGAGCAAAAUUUCUGUGGUUCCUCCUACUCCACCUCCUGUCAGUGAGAGCCAGUGCAGCCACAGUCCUGGCAGGUUACAGGAACUUGGUCAGUGUAGAGGAUUUAAUAAGUCCGUGGAAAAUUUGUUUCUGUCUCUUGCUACCCACGUGAAAAAGCUCUCCAAAUCCCAGAAUGACAUGGCCUCUGAGAAGCAUCUUCUUGCCACGGGCUCUGGGCAGUGUGCGGGCCAGACAGAGAGACGGAGCCAGUCUGACACCGCGGUCAACGUCACCACCAGGAAGGUCAGUGCACCAGAUAUUCUGAAAUCUCUCAAUCAAGAGGAUCCCAAAUGUUCUACUAACCCUAUUUUGAAGCAACAGAAUCUCCCAUCCAGUCCGGCGCCCAGUGCCAUAUUCUCUGGAGGUUUUAGACAUGGAAGUUUAAUUAGCAUUGAUAGCACCUGUACAGAGAUGGGCAAUUUUGACAAUGCUAAUGUCACUGGAGAAAUAGAAUUUGCCAUUCGUUAUUGCUUCAAAACCCAUUCUUUAGAAAUAUGCAUCAAGGCCUGUAAGAACCUUGCCUAUGGAGAAGAAAAGAAGAAAAAGUGCAAUCCGUAUGUGAAGACCUACCUUCUGCCUGACAGAUCGUCCCAGGGGAAACGCAAGACUGGAGUCCAAAGGAACACGGUGGACCCGACCUUUCAGGAGACCUUGAAGUAUCAGGUGGCCCCUGCCCAGCUGGUGACCCGGCAGCUGCAGGUCUCGGUGUGGCAUCUGGGCACGCUGGCCCGGAGAGUGUUUCUUGGAGAAGUGAUCAUUCCUCUGGCCGCGUGGGACUUUGAAGACAGCACAACACAGUCUUUCUGCUGGCAUCCACUCCGGGCCAAGGCAGAGAAAUACGAAGACAGCACUCCUCAGAGCAACGGAGAGCUCGCAGUCCGAGCUAAGCUGGUCCUCCCUUCAGGGCCCAGAAAACUCCAAGAGGCUCAAGGGACAGAUGAGCUGUCACUUAAUGGCCAACUUUGUUUGGUAGUGCUGGGAGCCAAGAAUUUACCUGUGCGGCCAGAUGGCACCUUGAACUCAUUUGUUAAGGGCUGUCUCACUCUGCCAGACCAACAAAAACUGAGACUGAAGUCGCCAGUACUGAAGAAGCAGGCUUGUCCCCAGUGGAAACACUCGUUUGUCUUCAGUGGUGUAACCCCAGCCCAGCUGAGGCAGUCGAGCUUGGAGUUAACCGUCUGGGACCAGGCUCUCCUUGGAAUGAACGACCGCUUGCUUGGGGGAGCCAGGCUUGGUUCAAAGGGAGACACAGCUGGUGGCGGGGAUGCAUGCUCACAAUCGAAGCUCCAGUGGCAAAAAGUCCUUUCCAGCCCCAAUCUAUGGACAGACAUGACCCUUGUCCUGCACUGAUGCGAAGGCCUCGAGGUUCCAGGUUGCAGUGGGUGUGAAGCACUGUGCCUCUGCAGAGUGGGGCUGCAAACCAGGGGCAGGGUCCCAGCUGGAGACCCUUUGGACCUUGAGCAGUCUCCAUCUGCAGUCCUGUCCCGUGGCUUAAACGCCUACUGGUAUCUGUGUACAUUUAAGUUAAACACAGUAAUGUAUGUUACCUAAGCCUCUGGUGGGUUAUCUCCGAGAUGGAGAAAAUGGCCAGAUUUCAAUAAAUGUUGUUACC
This is a messenger RNA of Mandrillus leucophaeus (drill), 2655 nucleotides long. It is a transcript of the gene SYTL3, whose product is annotated as synaptotagmin-like 3. Lineage: Eukaryota; Metazoa; Chordata; Mammalia; Primates; Cercopithecidae. The transcript has 18 exons. The record is from RefSeq and is a predicted model, not a curated record. Gene Ontology annotation, cellular component: plasma membrane; exocytic vesicle. Gene Ontology annotation, molecular function: neurexin family protein binding; small GTPase binding. Bases 564 to 2393 code for a protein of 609 amino acids. Gene Ontology annotation, biological process: intracellular protein transport; exocytosis.